AGAGUAUAAACACAAUGAUGUUGUAGUAUAGCUCUCUCCUUCAGCUACACCAGAGGUAAUCAAUAAGGUCCAACACUAUAAUAACACAUCUCAGACUGUGUCCCAAACAUUACACAGCCAACCAAUCCAACCGGUUACAAGGUUCCUCCGUCCGAGAUAAUGCCACUUUUUCGCGUCACUUCCGGAAACUCGCCCAUUGCGUUUUAUCCACUUCUCAUUGGCCGCAGCGCGUUUUCAGGGCAAAUUCCCACGCCGUGACGCUAUUGGCUCCGGCAUCCGCCAGUCAGAGUGGGUGGCGCCGGUUCUCUCGGGCUGGCUGAGGGAGGGAAGGCGAGAAAACAAAAACAAUCGGUGCGGGGGCCGCCAUCUUGGGCCGGGGGGGGCAGCAAUCCGCGCUGCUGAAUGGGGAGAGAUGAGAUUAGCCCGGGAGGUGACGGACGCUCAGACACGUUGCACUGGAGCUGGCGGAGCGCGUAGCAAAGGCGGCCAGUUAUCGUCACAGAACGGGUCCUUGUCGAGGCACGAGUGAGGGAAAGAUCGACCGACUGGCCCUCUCAUUCCUUAGGCCUCCCUGUCAGACGCUUGUACCAACAUCCGGCGUCCCCGUGUGUUCGUAUCCCGUCUGGUGUUUGUAUUGGAUCCCGAGAAGCGAGGGGCUCGGCUUUAUCCCCUCAUUCCCGGCCAUGGGAACUUUUUGGGGACUCGGGUACCAGCUGGACUAAACCUUGCAUGCUCCUGGGGCACCACCACGGGCACAGCUGAGGUCCCAAAUCUCCCCCAUCCCACCCUUUCCUGAGGUCUCGCCCUCAAUUCAUCUUCCCAUGGACAAGUCCUGCUCUUCCACAGCCUGGUCCUGAAGGUUCCACUUGGAUAUCCACAUCCCCAUCCCAUGUUCCCUUUGGCAAAUACCCCUAAAGAUUUGUUAUGGACUGGUCCAACUUUGCUCUCUGGGAUAGAUCCUAAAGGCUCUUCAUGGACAUCAUACUCUCUGCUCUGGGAUAGAUCCUAAAGGUUUUUUUAUGGACUGGUCCAACUCUGCUCUCUAGGAUAGACAGCCUACGUUUCUUACUGGACUUCAUCUCUCUUAGGGUAGAUCCUAAAUCUUCUUACUGGACCUUCACUUUUCUCUCUGGGAUAUAUGCUAAGGUUUCUUCAUGGACAUAAACCGCUUUCUCUGGGGUGGAUCCUAAACAAACAUAUUUAGUAUUCUCUGGAAGCUAAAGGUUAUUGGACAUAUACAUCUCUCUGGGGAACAUCCUAAAUAUUUUUAAUGGACAUAUAUAUAGAUAUAAAUUUCUCUGGGAUACAUCCUAAAAGGUUGCCGUUGAAAUUAACUGUUUAGAUCCCUCCACAAACUUACUGGUUUAAAUGUGAUUCAUCCUAUAGGGAUUCUUCCUUUAUUAUAAUAUAGUUUUUCUCUGGGAUAGACCGUAAAGGCUUUCCAUGGAUAUGUAUACGUAAAUUGCUUUAUCUGGAAUACAUACUAGAAGCUGUCGAUGGGCAUAAACUGCUUUCUCUUGGAUUGCAUCUUAAAGAGCUAGGUCAUAAAAGGCUUUGUCACUGGAUUGUUAGUAAAAAGGAACGCAACUGAAAAGGGAAAAAAAAUCAUGGGAGCUGCUACCAAGCUGGCCUUUGCAGUCUUUCUUAUCUUCUGUUCCUCAGGUAUGCCUUGCCGCCCUUGGUGGGCACAAUGUAGCAAUUAUUUUGGACCCUACUGAACUGUGCAAAUGAUAUGAAAGAGAAGGAAGGAGCGAUCCUCGGAAGGUUGGAAACCAAAGAAUGCAUCUACUACAAUGCCAACUGGGAGAAGGACAAGACAAAUUCCAAUGGCACAGAGCCCUGCUAUGGAGAUAAUGAUAAAAGGAAACACUGCUUUGCAACGUGGAAGAACGCCUCGGGCUCCAUAGAAAUCGUUAAGCAAGGCUGCUGGUUGGACGACGUCAACUGCUACAACAAGAAUGAGUGCAUAGAGAAAAAGGAGAGUCCCGAUGUGUUUUUCUGUUGCUGUGAAGGAAACGCUUGCAAUGAAAGGUUCUACCAUUCGCCAGAGAUGGAGGUCACACAGCCCACCUCAAAUCCCGUACCUAAGCCGCCUUUAUUCAACACUCUGCUGUACUCACUGGUGCCUAUCAUAGUGGUUGCAGUAAUUGUUCUCUUCUUGUUUUGGAUGUACCGACAUCACAAGCUCGGCUACCCCCCAGAGCUGGUUCCAACACAGCACGCCUUUCACAUUAUGAUAGAGGACCCAGGCCCCCCUCCUCCGUCUCCUCUGCUGGGAUUAAAGCCGUUGCAGCUACUGGAGGUGAAAGCCAGAGGGAGGUUCGGCUGUGUGUGGAAAGCCCAGUUAUUAAAUGAAACCGUAGCGGUCAAAAUAUUCCCUAUACAGGAUAAACUGUCUUGGCAAAAUGAGUAUGAAAUCUACAGCCUCCCUGGAAUGAAGCACGAGAAUAUCCUGCAUUUCAUUGGCGCAGAAAAACGUGGCACAAACCUCGACACAGAUCUGUGGUUAAUUACUACUUUCCACGAAAAGGGCUCCCUCACAGACUUUCUGAAAGCCAACAUAGUGUCUUGGAAUGAGCUUUGCCAUAUUGCUGAGACAAUGGCCAGAGGCUUAUCUUACCUCCACGAAGAUAUCCCAGGACUGAGAGAUGGACACAAACCUGCGGUAGCACAUAGGGAUAUCAAAAGCAAAAAUGUGCUACUUAAAAACAAUCUGACGGCCUGCAUAGCAGAUUUUGGCCUCGCCUUAAAGUUCGAAGCUGGGAAAUCUGCAGGGGACACUCAUGGCCAGGUUGGAACCCGCAGGUACAUGGCCCCAGAGGUGUUAGAAGGUGCUAUAAAUUUCCAGAGAGAUGCCUUUUUAAGGAUAGACAUGUAUGCAUUUGGUUUAGUACUUUGGGAACUGGCAUCGAGGUGCACUGCUGCAGAUGGUCCAGUCGAUGAGUAUAUGUUACCUUUUGAAGAAGAAGCUGGGCAGCACCCAUCUCUGGAAGACAUGCAAGAAGUGGUAGUGCACAAAAAGAAAAGACCCAUUUUAAGGGAGUGCUGGCAGAAACACGCUGGAAUGGCGAUGCUCUGCGAAACGAUUGAGGAGUGCUGGGAUCAUGACGCAGAAGCCAGGUUAUCAGCCGGCUGCGUAGAAGAGCGAAUCAUUCAAAUGCAAAAACUCACAAACAUUAUCACAACUGAGGACAUUGUAACAGUAGUCACAAUGGUGACAAACGUUGACUUUCCACCCAAGGAAUCAAGCCUAUGAUAACCAAACCAACUGGACUCUGGUGCAGAGCUGCUAAGCUAAGGGGAACUUCUGCCUAAAAAAUAAAUAUAUAUAUAUAUAUAUAUAUAUAUACGGCGAAAGUCCAUGUGAAUCAAGGUGGGUUGCUCUUUUGUAAAUGGUCCCGUUUGGACAACCCCCGCCUCUUACAACUCAGAGACUAGUUUCAUUCCACGCAAACACCCAAAGGACUCGACCUGCCGUGGUUUUUAUUGGACGAUAAAUCAAUUAAGGAAUGAAAGAAAACAAUGAAGAAACACGAACAUUUCUCUAAUAAACGGACAUCUGUUUUUUUUUUGUUAAACGCGCCAGAAAAGACUAAUAUUACGUGAACUACUGCUACUUAUUUUUUUUUUUUUAAUCAAAGCAUUUCAUUUGAGAUUUAAAGGGUAACUGUUUUUAUUGCAUUUGCCGUUGUGUUUCUCUCAAUGACUAUUGUACCGUCAUCACGACACAGCUUGUGAAUGUUCCGUGUGCUGCUGUUCUGUGUAUAUAAACCCUAAAGUAAUCAACGUGGGAUAUAUAAAAGAGGCUUCCAAGCAGACUUUAACCUCCCUCAACAAGGUAUACCUCAGUUCCACCUUCUGACAAAAUUUAAUCAUACUGCAGAAAACACUAAGAAGUUUAGAAGAAUCCACCCCCGCUUUAUUCUUAAUGGCGUUUUGCCAAAAUUCAUUUAUUUGGUUUUUAAAGGGUAAGCUAUGCCGAAACCAGUGGUGGAGUUGGUAGUGCAUUAAGCCUGCUGCUGCUGUGUGCUCUGCAAUCCGGUGUGUUGGUGAUGUAUUCUACACCCCCCCCCCCUCAGGUAUAGGGGAACUGAAUACAUAACAGCUGUUUCAGAUUCAGCCUUAUUUAUUACCAGAUACCUUCCCGCAGACUUUUGGUGACGAUUAUGACCCAAUUUGUAGUUGUCUAAUCCAAUAAACCUAAUGAUCAGCACAGCAAGGCAGUACAGGGAGGUUGCCCCUAGAUGAUGUGAUAAUCACAAAGAAACAACUUGUUGUACCGGUCAUUUGUUUAUUGGAUUAGCACUGGUCCCCUCCAACUGAGCACUGGACUCUAUAGACUGUGGUUGUUCACAGGGCAUCCAUCUUAUAAAUGUGUCUGUUCCAAUAAUAUGCAAGCCUCUGUUCUUUCUACUGGAGUCGUGUGUGGAGGGGGUCAGGAUGCAAGUGAUCCCAGUGAUCACAUAUUUUACAGGUUUUUUGUUUUUUUGCAGGAAUCCUUUCCAGGUUUCAUACUAACUGAGGCAGAGAUUUUUUUUGGGAGGAGCUAGGAAUAAAGUCAUGGGCAACUAUAGGACAACUGUAUGUAUUUACUAAAACAUUGAACAAUUGUUACAGUAUGUAAUAUGUUCUUUAAACGUGCGUCAACAGUGAUCCCUGUGAUGGUUUGGUUCCAGGGCAAAUACCUUUUCUGUCCUAAUCUAUAAUGGCCCCAGUGUGUGGUGGUUUCUCUAUACCCAAGAAUAAUGAACCCCCAGUAUGUUGGCUUGCAAGCCCCCCAUGCAUGCAUGUUCAGGUGUAGUUAUUAACAGCAGACGGGUGACACAUUUUAUUUCCCUGAAUUGAAGGAAUAUUACUCAUCAUUACUAUGUGUGGGGGUGGGUGGAUUUUAUUUUGGUUGAUUGAGCCGCUAAAUUCGUACCUGGAUCCACAGAGAGAUCUGUAUGCCCAAAGCUUGUUUCUCAAGUUAGGAUUGGAUAUCCAAUCCAAGUUGGAUGUUCAAUGGCACCAUUAGUAUAUUUCCCAGCAUCCUCCAAUUUAAAUAUUGGAACAUAUUAGGCCAUGCCUUGGAUUCAUUGACACCCCAGCCUAGUCUGUUUAUAACCCCGCCCAUGGAGGGCUGUCCUUCCAUAACAGGGAGGAGUCGGGAGGUAUAAUCUCUGGAAAUGGGGUCAUGGAGUCAAUAGAAGAGUGUGGCCUCCUCAAACCAUAAGUAUAAUAAAUUCAACCGGCACUCAAGGAGGGACAAACUUGCUGAAUUUAUUUGCAAGGUGCAACGUUUUGGGGUAAAUCCCUUUGUCAAGCAUUUUACCCCAAAACGUUGCACCUUGUAAAUAAACUCAGCAAGGGUUUGUCCCUGCUUGCUUUUUGACCUGAGUGCCGGUUGAAUUUAUUAUACUUACGAUUUUUGGAGGAUACCGAAGCCUUCUUCACCGGGCUUUCACGACACGGAGAGCCAGGGUGUGCAAGCUGGUAACAAUAUACUAGCCUCCUCAAACCAAACAUGGGGCAUAGGAAUUUUAGCUCUCUGGAAGAAUAAAACCACUUUUAUUUUAGGAAACAAUUCAGAUUUAUACCCCCCAUGUCGUUACAGCUUUUCUUUUUUUUGUUAUACCGCCGACCCCUCCAAUUAUUAAAUUGCCGUUGUUUUACUAAAGUACUAUAUAGGUUUGCUGUGUCUGAGAAGUAACUGAAAUUAUACGCAUGUUCUCUUUUUUUUUUUUUAAUUUUAUUUUUUAUAAAGAUUUCUGUAUUUUGUGAGCGCUAACACUGGAACUCUCAGUUCAUAUAGUGAAUAUUUAUAUAUGUGUCGCUUAAGCUCUAUGGACAGGACGUGUCACCAUUACAGGGUCACCUCAGGAAAUGUCAUUACCCACAAUUCCUCACUACACGUUGAGAGUAACCACCGCAGGGCUACUCUUGUCUGCACAACAUUCGCUAUCUGUGACUUACUUGGCUUUGCAUUUGGCAAACUUACAGAUUUCAGAUGUUGCCGUUAAUCAGGGAGAAUUAGUAAAAAAAAAAUGUAUUACCCUCAAAUAUGCAAUUCCUAUUUAGAGGUGUAACCAACUGUUAGCGUGGGUUAACGAAAGAUGUGAGAAAAAUAAAUGAACUGCUUUUACAAAUGGA
Xenopus laevis (African clawed frog) is the source of this 6129-nucleotide messenger RNA. It is a transcript of the gene acvr2a.S, whose product is annotated as activin A receptor type 2A S homeolog. Gene Ontology annotation, molecular function: protein kinase activity; protein serine/threonine kinase activity; transferase activity. The transcript is spliced from 13 exons. Bases 1733 to 3256 code for a protein of 507 amino acids. Gene Ontology annotation, cellular component: activin receptor complex; membrane; plasma membrane. The record is from RefSeq and is a predicted model, not a curated record. Gene Ontology annotation, biological process: signaling; developmental process; cell surface receptor protein serine/threonine kinase signaling pathway. NCBI's taxonomy places the organism in Eukaryota, Metazoa, Chordata, Amphibia, Anura, Pipidae.